AUGUCGAACGAAACUCCUGAUCAAGGUGUGACUUUUAAAUCUUUACUGUUCAACGAGAACGGUAAAUUUUGUCUUCCAUGUACACUUUACAAAUCGUUUCAAUACAUUUCAGGAACUACUGGGAAGUCUGUAACAAGUCCAGCACCGAUCCAAGAAGAAACCAUUUCUAAGCAAAGUACAGCACUUUCGACUCUACCAAGUAGUGAUCUGAUUCCAGGUUCGAGAACUUAUGUUAAGGAGGAUCCUCCCGAUGUGAACAAAUUAGGGUCAGCAUCAUGGACGUUCCUUCAUGCUGUGGCUGCCAAAUACCCAGAGAAACCAACACCAUUCCAACAGGAAGAGAUGUCAGAUUUUUUAAACAUCUUUUCACAUGUAUACCCAUGCUUCUGGUGUGCUAAAGAUUUUGAAAAAUACAUUAAGGAGAAUGCCCCAAAUGUAAAAUCUCAAGAAGAACUAAGUAUUUGGAUGUGUCAGGCACACAACAAAGUUAACAAGAAGCUUGGUAAAGCACAAUUCAAUUGCGAUUUUUGGAAAGCAAGAUGGAAGGAUGGCUGGGAUGAACAAUAA
This is a messenger RNA of Maudiozyma saulgeensis, 567 nucleotides long. The record is from the annotation of a GenBank genome assembly. NCBI's taxonomy places the organism in Eukaryota, Fungi, Ascomycota, Saccharomycetes, Saccharomycetales, Saccharomycetaceae.